Cryphonectria parasitica EP155 is the source of this 1275-nucleotide messenger RNA. RefSeq lists its product as uncharacterized. Lineage: Eukaryota; Fungi; Ascomycota; Sordariomycetes; Diaporthales; Cryphonectriaceae. The record is from RefSeq and is a predicted model, not a curated record. Bases 1 to 1275 code for a protein of 424 amino acids. Gene Ontology annotation, molecular function: oxidoreductase activity. The transcript has 4 exons.
AUGGCUACUGUAGCCGCUGUACAUCCCGUCUCGGCCUCAUUCCUGACGCCAACGGCUGCCGCGCCACCGGGCCAGCCGGACAUCCAAUAUGCUCCAGACUAUGAGAAGUACCAGGCUCGAGGAGCCCGGAGGUUGCAGACCGAAAAGCUCCCAACCUCAGUGCCAGAGGGAUUCCCCGACCAGCUGACGGGAGACAUGGUGUGGGAGGGUGAGACCUUGGCCGAGACAUACGACUGGACCUAUGUGCUCAAGGAAGACCAGCUGGCCGAGAUAGAUGAGGCUGUCCAGCAUUUCAAGUCUCUCAACCUGCCCAUCUCGCACGUCACCCAGGAGACCUUCCCCCUCCCCAAUCUGCACGCCGAGCUGCGCCGCCUGUCGCACGAGCUGCACUUUGGCCACGGUUUCUUCGUCCUGCGCGGCGUGCGCGUAGACGACCACACCCGAGAGGAGAACGUCAUCAUCUACACGGGCCUGUCCGCCCACAUCGCAGCCCAGCGCGGCCGCCAGGAUCACAGGAGCCCUCUGGACGGCAGCCCUGCGGACGUGGUCCUCACGCACAUCAAGGACCUGAGUUAUCUGGCCGGCAUGGAGGGUAAGAUCGGCUCGCCGGCGUACACGACCGACAAGCAGGUCUUCCACACGGACUCGGGGGAUAUCGUGAGCCUGUUUGCGCUGGAGACGGCGGUCGAGGGCGGGGCGAGCAAGCUGGCGUCUACCUGGCGGGUGUAUAACGAGCUGGCUUCGAAGAGGCCUGAUCUCAUACAUACUCUGACUCAGCCUUGGGAUAUGGAGGUAUUCGAAAAGGACGCCAAACAGAAGUUCACCCCACGACCUCUCAUGUUCCACCAUCCGGCCACAGACAAGACCCCCGAGCGGGUCAGCCUGCAGUAUGCACGCCGUUACUUUGUGGGCUUCGGCCAGCUGCCCCGAAAUCCCGAGAUCCCUCCCAUCACCGAGGCCCAGGCCGAAGCUCUGGACGCGCUGCAUUUCCUGGGCGACAAGUUCUGCGUCAAUACGCACUUUGCCAAGGGCGAUAUCCAAUAUGUAAAUAACGUUGCCCUGUUUCAUGCCAGAGAUGGGUUCGUUGACAGCAACGAAAAGCGCACAAGUCGACACCUACUCCGACUCUGGUUGCGGGACCCAGAAUAUGCGUGGAAGACGCCAGAGGCUAUCCAGUGGAGGUGGGACCAAAUCUAUGGCGGGGUGACCCCCGAGAAGGAGAUCUUGCCUUUGGAGCCAUUUGUGCGGAGUGCGGGAAAAGGGCGCUCAGCUUGA